Saccoglossus kowalevskii is the source of this 4445-nucleotide messenger RNA. RefSeq names its product guanine nucleotide exchange factor subunit RIC1-like. Gene Ontology annotation, molecular function: protein binding. Lineage: Eukaryota; Metazoa; Hemichordata; Enteropneusta; Harrimaniidae. Gene Ontology annotation, biological process: retrograde transport, endosome to Golgi; intracellular protein transport. Gene Ontology annotation, cellular component: cytosol; Golgi membrane; Ric1-Rgp1 guanyl-nucleotide exchange factor complex. The record is from RefSeq and is a predicted model, not a curated record.
GUCGUCUUGACUCUUCUUUAAUUGUUUGCUACUUUGUCCAGAUUUGUCAGCAUUUUGUCGUUAUGUAUUUCCCUAUCGGAUGGCCCAAAUUACUGUCCCUCCCGAUCGAAGAAGAAGAUACUCUCGAGUAUGUCGUGGCUAACCGGGAUCGAUCUCUCUUCGCCGUGCUUACCGCUCAGGCUUUCUACGUAUGGUACUACAAGCCAUGUGUGCACAUAGUUAGUUACAGAAGAUCUGAUGAUUCCGUUAUUGUUCUGGGAAAAAACAGAUUUGCAGAAUGGAAACCAGAUUCCACUGUUCUGGCUGUUGCGACAACAGGAGGUCAUUUACUUUUUUACAAAUUAGAACAUGAAAGUAGCGAAUGUCUAUAUGCACAAAGACAGAGCGGUCGACAGAAACAUGCAUCAUCUGAGAUAACUGCCCAUGUUGUCCCUGCAUUGAAAAUAACUAUAUCUGCUACUUUACCAGUGUUAGGGGGAAUUAAAAGUAUGGCAUGUUUUAAAGAUGAACUGAUGGUGUCUUCUGGGCAGGGUAUAUUACAAAGGAUACGAUGGGAUGGAUCUGUCAAUGCUAAAAUGAAUAUAUCAAUUAAUACUAUUCCAUUCUCUAUAGACUUACAACAAUCAAGGCAAACACAGUUAGACAAGCUUGGUUUAUAUUUUAAUCAUAUCGAAUAUAGUCCUUUAUUAGUGGGAUUUGCUGUGAUUUUUGCUGGUGGGAGAGCUGGGUUUCUCUCAGCGCCAACAGCUAAAUUUGAACCACAGAAUGUUAAUGGUGUGUGGGCACAAGAAAUAAACACAGCAAGUUGUAUCGCCAUCAACCAAAAGUAUCGGCUUAUAGCGUAUGGGUGUAAAAAUGGUCAAGGUAUUGUGUACUCCGUGGAUGAAGUGACUGGUAGUUUACUUGUAUCACACAGACUGGCAUUAUCUAACACAGACUACCCAGAUGCGUGUAAUGCAGCGGGUGUGGUGACCACUUUACAGUGGACGCCAGAUGGUUGUUCACUGGCGAUGGGAUGGGAGAAUGGUGGUCUGGCUUUAUGGAGUGUAUUUGGUGCUAAGUUAUUAUGUACAUUAGGAGGAGAUUAUGGCUUUUCUCAAGAUGCUUUCAGGGAUAAUCCUUUACAAAUAAAGUCAAUGGAAUGGGGCAUGGAGGGCUAUCAUCUGUGGGUAACAACAACACCUAAACUAUCCAGUAAUGGCAAGAGAAAGUCGGUGGUGUCUCCUGGCGGUUUAAUACAGUUGCAGUUUGUGAAGAGUUCACUGACAGUUAAUCCAUGCAUUAGUAACCAUGAGCACUUAUUUUUGCAAGGGGAAGAUAGAUUAUACCUCAAUACCGGUGACACCAUACUCAAGACCAACACUCAAGAGAUUGCAUCUGGUGGCAGUCCAGCAUCUCAGGGUCCAAGUAUACUUGUUGGAAACAAACAGUGGCAGAUCAUCCAGUUACCGCACAGUUACUUGGCAACCAAUUGGCCAGUACGGUUUGCAGCAGUGGAUAGGACUGGGCACUGCGUAGCUGUAUCUGGUAAAACUGGUCUGGCACAUUAUGCAUUAUUUACACGAAGAUGGAAGUUAUUUGGGAAUGAAAAUCAGGAACGGGACAUGGUAGUUAACGGUGGACUGUGUUGGUGGAGAGAUUUCAUUAUUGCUGGGUGUUAUAAUUUAAAUGAUCACAGAGACGAGAUUCGGUUGUAUCCCAGAGUUAGCAACCUGGACAAUGCCUUUGCUAAUAUCACUAAAGUACCUUACCAAGUUUUGCUGGUCAACGUGUUCCGGGAUAUUCUGAUUGUGUUUUGUGUUGACUAUCACGUGACGUUGUACGAAAUUGAGAGAAAGGACACCAAGCCAAAUCCUUGUGCAGUAUUGACACGGAUACAAGAUCUCUCUUUAGCUAACUUUGUACCUCACCCAUCGUCCCUUAUAUCAUUAACUUUGACGUCAUUAAGAUCAGAAACAGCAUCAAACAAAGCACUGACAAGAAGUCGAGACGCUGAGAGUCUGAUUGUCAAUGUAGCCGGCAGAUUACUGAUGCUACAAAGAGAUAGAUCAUGUCCUUCACAUACAGAGAACAGGAAAGGACCUCAGGAGCUUCCCUUCUUGGCACCUGUUGUCUUGGCCUCAUCUGUUGAGAACAUGUGGGCUCCAGUUGGCAGUAGCAGUGAGAAACCCCAUCUUAUGGAAGCACUCUGGUUAGGUUGUGGUGCCGUCGGUAUGAAGGUCUGGCUGCCCCUGUUUCCUACAAAGGAAGAUCAACCCCAUAGUUUUCUUGCCAAGAGAAUAAUGCUACCAUUUAAAUUACAAAUUUACCCUCUAGCUGUACUAUUUGCAGAUGCUGUUGUGUUGGGUGCCGCCAACGAUGUCCUGGCUUAUGAUCCAACGUCACCAGGUACUGGUCUUUCUUGUCAACAAGGACUUCCGUACUGUGUUCUAGAAAGAACUACUCAGAUUUAUCUCCAUCAUAUUCUCAGGCAACUUUUACGCAGAAAUCUUGGAUUCCAUGCUUUAGAGAUUGCCAGGAGCUGUACGUCAUUACCGUAUUUCUCUCAUGUCUUGGAACUCAUGCUGCAUGAAGUCUUGGAGGAAGAGGCUACUGCAUCAGAACCAAUACCAGAUGCCUUACUUCCAAGAGUUGUGGCGUUCAUCAAUGAGUUCCCAGAAUUCCUACAAACUGUUGUGCAUUGCGCUAGGAAGACUGAGAUAGCUCUCUGGCCAUAUCUCUUCUCUGUUGUUGGCAACCCCAAAGAUCUAUUUCUGGAAUGUCUAAGAACUGAGGCAUUAGAUACAGCUGCUUCUUAUCUCAUCAUAUUACAGAAUUUAGAACUACCAAAACUGAGUAGACAUCAUGCCACUCAGUUACUUGACACAGCAUUAGACCUUGGUAAAUGGGAACUCUGUAAAGACCUUGUACGCUUCCUUCGAGCUAUUGGACCAAAUGAUCCAGAGUCUUCCCCAAGAACGCCGGCACCCAUAAACUCACCGGGUAUAUUCCCAAUGGCUGCCACCUCACCAAAAGGAGACAACGUAUCAGCAUUCCCAUUUAGUCCGUCAUCGGCUGCACAGAGAGUUAGAAGUAGUAGUUAUACCAGUGUACCGUAUCCAAGUGGACCAGAAAAAUCACGAUCUAUGACUCAACCAAAGCAAGUGCCAGAUAGGAAAAGUCCUCGCAAAGACACUGGUGCAGCAGUAGAUGAAUUCUUCUUAGACACCAUCAUCACUAGGCAUGCUAGAAAACUACUCGGUGCUGGAAAACUUAAAGACUUAGGGUUGUUUGCUGCUCACCUUGAAUUCCCACUCAUUGGAUGGUUACACAGAGAAAGAUUACGAGUGGCUAAAGUGGAUGACUUCGUGCAAAGUCUGAAGAAUAUUCAUCAGGAUUUCAUGUGGCCGCUACCUACAUUUCCACUUAUGUCUCAGCUGCCACCUCCCAGGAAUAUAGGUCGCUCAGUUUCCAAGUCCUCAUCAUGUACACCUUCCCAGACCGGUGCAGAAAAUGACAUGAAUGGACUUUCCCUCGAUGAUGAAGUAGAUUCUGGUAUCCUGGCAACGAAUGGUAGUAGCUAUGGUAACAGUCCAUCCACAUCAACAUCCAGGGGUCGACAUCAGACAACGCAUGCUGAUUUCUUACUCUGUGACACCAAGACUGAGGAUGCUGUUUUACGACCUGUCAAUGCUAACAAAGGUGUUGGCAACGAUGAAGUAAGCCUAAGUACUUGUACCACAACAGAAAUCACGUCAGAGAACAGUUCAACACUCGGUGAGAGUGAGUUUGGAGCGUUUGAUGACAGUAUGUGGGGAUCUAGCCAACAGUUGGCUGAGUUAGAGCUGCUAUCUCAAGAACUUGUUCACCAAGGAUCUCCACAGUCAGAAGCAGAAUUAAAAUAUUUACUGAAAAUAUUUUCGGAAGCAACAUGUUUGGAAUGGAGUUUACUGAUAGCUGUGGUGCUGAGAGAUGCCGUGCUGGUUACGAGUGUUGUGAAUACUGCCAGCAUGAUAGACUGCCCUCUAGAGAUGGUGGGGAGAAUGAGAGAAGGAUUGUCAUACUUGGAACUGUGGGCUGAUACAGAGUGCCCUAGUUACAGGCCAUUUCUGUACAGUCUGAAAUCCCAACAGCAAGUGUUAGCAGCUAUCGCCAACAACUCACCUGUAGUUACCAAGUCACUGAGUAAAACACCACCAACCACACCAACCAUGCCAACACCAGAGAACUCUUUCACUGGAUCCGAGCUCAGUUUUCAUAGUUCCCAUGGAAACCAUACAGACGAUGAAACUGAAUGUAACUUUGACUAUAAAAAUGAUGAAGACUUUCUUACAAUGGAAGCAACCGUUCAGACUGAAGAGGCGGGCUACCAGUGUCAAGUUUCGUGACAGUCCCGUAACUUUCCAUAGAAAACACAGAUAUAUGAUAUUGGUGUGAAUGGCAACGGGAGUCAUGGUUUAUAUUUG